Messenger RNA from Striga hermonthica, 873 nucleotides. The record is from the annotation of a GenBank genome assembly. NCBI's taxonomy places the organism in Eukaryota, Viridiplantae, Streptophyta, Magnoliopsida, Lamiales, Orobanchaceae.
AUGUAUCCACGUGUCAUAAUCUCCGGCACCGGCGUACAAGUUCCAACCGUGGCUCCCUCGCAUCAACAGAGCAACCUCACGCGUAGGAAAUCCGCCCCGGCGUCCGCCUUGUCCGCCGCAUCGGGUCCGACCCGAUUUGUGUACAGAGAGUCCGUCGGCCGCACAUCCGAUUCGGAUCUGAAACUGCCGUUUUGGCAGAGCACUUGGUUCAUAGUCCUGUUGCUGGUGAUGGCUGUCUCGUUUUUCGGUCUCGCGAUUUUCCUGCUGCUCACGCUGGACUCAGAUUAUGCGUCGACUCCGGUUUCAGCGGCGUCCGAAGGAGUUCAGAUAACAUAUGGUUCUGUUAUCAAGCUGAUGCACGAGAAAACAAAAGUUCGUCUCCACUCGCAUGAUGUACCUUAUGGCUCUGGCAGUGGCCAGCAGUCUGUGACUGGAUUUCCUAAUGUUGAUGAUUCUAAUAGCUACUGGGUUGUAAAGCCUACAGCAGAUUCAUCUGCAAAGCAAGGCGAUGCAAUCAAAACUGGAGAGCUUGUUCGGCUGCAACAUAUGAGGACUAGGAAAUGGCUGCACAGCCACCUGCAUGCAUCUCCUAUAUCUGGCAAUUUGGAGGUUAGUUGCUUUGGGAGUGAUGUGGACUCUGACACUGGGGAUUACUGGAGGCUCGAAAUUGAAGGAAGUGGAAAGACUUGGAGGCAAGAUCAAAGGAUCCGGCUUCGCCAUGUGGACACUGGCGGGUACCUGCACAGUCAUGACAAGAAGUACACUCGUAUUGCCGGGGGCCAGCAAGAGGUUUGUGGUGUACGUGAAAAACGAGCUGAUAAUGUCUGGUUGGCAGCUGAGGGCGUGUAUCUUCCUGUUACUGAUGGCAAAUGA